Messenger RNA from Poecilia latipinna (sailfin molly), 1475 nucleotides. RefSeq names its product stromal cell-derived factor 1-like. The record is from RefSeq and is a predicted model, not a curated record. Bases 99 to 407 code for a protein of 102 amino acids. Gene Ontology annotation, molecular function: chemokine activity. Gene Ontology annotation, biological process: chemotaxis; defense response; immune response. The transcript is spliced from 4 exons. Gene Ontology annotation, cellular component: extracellular region. NCBI's taxonomy places the organism in Eukaryota, Metazoa, Chordata, Actinopteri, Cyprinodontiformes, Poeciliidae.
UUUAACUGCAGCCGCAGUGGAGCUGGAGGACACAGUCGUGCGCUGGAUUGUAAAGGAGGAAGAGAGCGCAAGCCAUUCCUGAAGCCAUUCUUGAAGCCAUGGACGUCAAGCUGCUGGCGCUAGUGACUCUGCUGGCCGUGGUCAUGCAGGUUCCCACUGCAAAUGCCAAGCCCAUCAGUCUGGUGGAGCGCUGCUGGUGUCGCACCACGCUCAACACCGUCUCUCAGCGCUCCAUCAAGGAGCUCAAGUUUCUCCACACCCCCAACUGCCCCUUCCAAGUCAUUGCUAAGCUGAAGAACAACAGGGAGGUUUGCAUCAACCCUGAGACCAAGUGGUUGCAAGGAUACCUGAAGAACGCCAUCAACAAGGUGAAAAAGUCCAAGAGACGCAACACCAAGAAAGUCUAAGCUGCAGAGAAAGGGGCAUGGAGCGCACCGCCUCCGAGUCUGAACCCCCCCAGGUCAAACCUCCGUACCUCCCUGACACUGCUUUGGAUGUAUGCAAACACGCUGUACCCUACCUACCUGUCCACCUCUGUGGACCGCUUGCAGAAGCAGCACUUCACCUCCAAACCUGCACUGACCGCACCGCUGUCUCUCCCCCUGGCCCCCCAACCCAACUGGGUGAGGAGUCGUCUUCUAAAAUCCACACAAGCUCCACAUGCAGUGAUGAAACUUUGAAACAGCAGGAUGCAAACAGAAAGUGUGUUUUUUUUUUGUUGUUUUUUUUGUUUUUUUUUGGUCUCUGAACGAGGAUGAAUUGAACUAACUUUGCUUCUGUGAUUAUAAAUAGUCAGGGUUUUUAUUUUUGUUACACCUCUGUAAAGAGAAACCUCAAGCUUUCCAACUCACAAAAGCUUUGUGACUUCAUAACCUCUUGAACACUAAUAACGUCUCCAAGAGGACGCUCACGCACCGACGCAUCAGUUGCGCUUUGGUGAAAUGAAGAAGUGCUUAAUUUGCGAACGCCAAAGGGAACUCAUGCGAGGCAAACGUGUCUCCCUUUCUACUAAAAUUCACCACGUUCUCAACAAAGAUUCCCAGGUUUCCAUCUCCUCCCACACUUCUUCUUCUUCUGUCACGAAAAUCACCUGCAUGUUCUCCAUCACCAUGUACUAUAAAUUUCCCCUCUGGCCUCCAUCUUCUCCUCCUCCUUCGACGACAGAAUGCGGGUUUUCCAGACACGACCGCUGAAUUCUAGCGGCCGCUGAUGGUCAGAGGCGAGCCGGGCGUCCAUGUUUGAUGGAGCCUCGCUUCGUUUAGAGGAAUCCUCCACUGUGCUGACACCAGCCUCACGGUGCUGCUGUAUGUUCACAAAGAGGAGCCAGAGCCAUUUAUACGACUGUGUAUCACUUUUUUUUUUCUUCUUUUUUUAUGUAAGAGGGAACAUCUACUAACAACUGGGAGAUAAGAUAAAGUCUUAAGCAUUUACUGACAACGGGACUUUUGCCAGACAAAGUUGAAGCCAUGCAAGGG